Molecule: messenger RNA, 13325 nt
Organism: Rhineura floridana
Lineage: Eukaryota; Metazoa; Chordata; Lepidosauria; Squamata; Rhineuridae
Product: sacsin-like
Exons: 8
Coding region: 342-13031 (4229 amino acids)
Molecular function (GO): Hsp70 protein binding
Source: RefSeq, a predicted model, not a curated record
UCUUCACCUGCCUUUGGGACUGAACGAAACCUUCUGUGUCCCAGAUCACCGUCGAAAAGCGCUCUCUCCCCCCGCCAGCCCUCAUCGCCCCUCCCUAGCCUGACUCCGGGCCAUUCACCAUCACUUCCCAGAAGAAGCUAAAUCGCUUUCAGUUUCCGCUUCUCCGACAUCCAAGAAUCGAAACCGCCCGGGGUCUUUAAAAGCAGAGCCUGACACAGUCUCCCUGCUACUUGCCUUGAGGAGGGUUAGGGCGGGCACUUGUUUUAAAAUCAAGCCGUCAUUAGCAAGGAAGCUGCGCUGGGAUCGUAACACUUGCAUCUUCCCAGAAAGACUGUUUCCAAAUGUCUCAGGGGCAGAAGAAGAGGAAGGGCCUUCGGCAGAAAUCACCUCCUGUCCUCAAAUACUUGCAGGGGAUCCUCCGCAAAUACCCAGAUGGGGGUCAGAUCUUAAAGGAGCUGAUCCAGAAUGCAGACGAUGCGGGGGCCGAAGAGGUGAUCUUGUUCUAUGAUGAACGGAGUUUUGAAACUGGGAGACUUUUCUCAGAGGGGUUGGAGAGUGCCCAAGGCCCUGCGCUUCUUGCCUACAAUAAUAGUCUAUUCUCUGAGGCUGACUGGGAGGGGAUUCAGAGUCCAGGCAUCAGUCACAAGGAGGAUGACCCCUCUGCAGUUGGACGAUUCGGCUUGGGCUUCAAUUCAGUGUACCAUAUCACAGAUUUCCCAUCUAUACUUUCUGAUACUUGUUUGGGGGUGCUGGACACACAGCAGACUGCAUUAGAUGAAGGGGGUCAGCUUUGGGAUGUGAGCGACUGGGAAGAGGCACCUGACCAAUUCCAACCAUUCUGGGCAGCACUGAAGUCACUCGGCCAGCCUUGCCCAACAGCUGAGGGCCACUUCCCUGGAACCCUGUUUCGCUUCCCUCUACGACAGAGUCCCUCAAAGAUCUCGGAAAAUCUCUACAGUCCAGAACGAGUGCGGCAGCUGCUGCUCACAUUCUUGAAUGAUGCCCCCAUUAGUCUGUUGUUCCUCAGGAACAUCAAGAGACUGACGUUGGGUCUUGUUGGAUUUGAUGGUGCCAUCAAUGAGCUGCUGAAGGCUGAGGUCACCACUCACCCAUAUAAUGGGUUGGGCACAAGCCAAGGUUCCCCAGAGGUUGCAGAAUGCCAUCUGGCUGGUAGUGGAAAUGGAAACCUCCUUCUCUGUGGGUCAGACUUUCUUGAUGAUGUCACAAGCACCAAACUAGACAUGGCUGCCGUCAUCAAAACUCUUGCCUUAGGUGGCACUGGGAUUGGACACGCCAACAGUUGCGACUGGCUGGUGUUGUCUGCUGAAGCUAAAAAGGAUGCCUUCCCGGAACUCUGGGAUCUUGCAGUUAAGGUCAGCUCUAAGCCAGCGCUAUCCUUGGCUUACUGUUUGCAAGACAAGUGCACCGGGCGCCUCAGCUGCGUCCUGCCACUUCCUGCCACAGAGGAAAACACCACAGGAUUGCCACUGCACAUCAGUGCCCCUUUCCAACUGACAGAUGACCGAAGACACGUGCAGUGGUCUGAAGAGGGAUCCCAGGCACGGGGAGCCGAUGGCUGUUGGAACCACUUGCUUAUGGAGGAGAUGCUACCUGUUGCUUACUGCCAAAUGAUACUGCUGGCAUCUGCCUGUCCUGGUGACCCAUAUGGGGCAUGGCCAGAUCCAGACCAAAGCCAACAACUCCGAUACAAGCCAUUAGUAGCUCAGAUAUGCCAAAGACUGAUAGACAUGAAACUUUUGGUGUGGAUCAGAGAUGGGAAACCUCGCAUGCUCCAUCCCCAUGAAGCCGUCAUUUUACCAGAGAAGGUGAUAGAUAAACCAGUAGGCCUGGCACUGCAGAAGGCUCUCACUUUGGCAGGGUCGCUAUUGGCAGAUGCCCCUCUUCAUGUGCGCCGAGCCUUGGUGUUGGGUGCCAAAGACAAGGCAGCGGUGCAGGAAGCCACCACAAAGUUUGUUAGAGAGACCCUGCGACAGGCUGCCAAUGUCUGGCAUGGGAUAUCCUUGUUGGAGAAACAGUUGCUGUUGGAGUACUUGGUUGGAGAUGGGUGUUACCAGGAGCUGAAGGAUCUGUCACUGCUGCCAACAGCCAAUGGGUACUUUACCUGCUUUGGAGGUUCUGGAGAGACCGUGUUUGUUGAGAACCAUAACUUCCCCAGGAUCCUCUUGACUGGCCUGGCUCACCAGUUCCUGCCCAAGGAUCUAAAGCCUGAGCUGCUGAAGCAUCUGCAAACAAUUGCAGAAAAGAGGUUAUUCAGGAACUUGGUCUCCUUGGAUCGAAAUGUCAUUGAGCAGAACCUUUCUGGAUCUCUCCCUAAGGACUGGAUCAGCAGCAACACGGCUCUCAUAUCUUGGUGCCCUAAAAACUACCCCAAACAGCCACCCCUUGAGUGGCUUUCUGCUUUCUGGAGUUUCCUGAGUCAUCAUGCUCCCUCCCUGGCACCUUUCAAGGGGUGCCCACUGAUACCACUGACUCCUCUGCACAAUUCCCACAACAGCAUCCAACUGGCACGGCUGUUGCCUCAGUCUGCUCUUCUGUUCCAGAGCUGGGAUGGGCAUUGCUUACCAGGUGAAGUAGCUGGCAUUCUGGAGAGGCUAGGGUGUACUGUGAUCCGGAACUGGGAACCAGACUGGUGCCACCGCCAGCUAAGAGAAUACAUCCUCGAACCCACACCUCAGAGUGUCCUGCAGGCUUUUGCCCAUUUGGGGGUGGCAUCCGUGGCUGGCCACAUUGCAUCUCUGUCCACCAGUCAGGUUGAGAGCCUGAGUGCUUUUCUCUCUGCUGUUGCAUCGCUUUCCCCCAAAGAAGCUAAAGUCCUAACUGAGUUGCCGCUGUUCUUCAAGUUGCCCUCUCUCCUUCCACCCUUCAUGUCUGGCUUGGUGCCAGCCCAGCGCCACUUGGCUUUAGAUAAGAACCUGGUCCCGCCAGUGCCUUCAGAUCUGCUGACUCCAGAGCCCGUGGUGUUAUGUCUUAAUGAAGCUGAACGCCGUCUGCUCUUGCAAAUCCGGGAGAGACUCUUGGGGACGCCGGAUCUGUGCCUGUUGUGUGUCAGAGCAAUCAAGAAGGGGGCAUAUGCCAACCGGGCAGAGGAAGCCAAGCGGUUCAUGCUGUGGGUGCUGCACAAUGGGGACUCCCUCUUCAGCCAGAGCCGAGAACUUCAAACUUUGUGCUGUGACCUGCCAUUUCUGGAUUGUGGAUCAGGAAAGUUGAGCAGGCCCUGUGAUCUCUAUGACCCAGAGAAUGACACUUUGCGGGACUUACUAAGACCUUGCCACUUCCCCACAGGGCCCUUUCGGGAGCCAGCAGCAUUACGAACCCUUCGUGCUCUGGGACUGAAAUCUGAUCUCAGUGCUGUCUGUCCAACUGAUGCAUUAAUGGCUGCAACUGAAGUGAGUCAACUGCAGGAGGCUGCAGUUGCUAAUGCCAAAUCACAGGCACUCAUCCAGGUCUGCAAUAAGACCCCUCUACUCUCACGCUUCUCUUCACAGGACCUGAAGCAGCUGCGCUCCCUGCCUUGGGUGCCUGCCACCAACACUUCCACACUUGUGGCAGCAGAACACUUCUUGGCACCUGAAUCACUUUGUUCGGAGAAGUAUGCUGCCCUUGUAGGGUUGGUCAUGGGACUGACGAACGCUUUUUGCCCAGAAGCUGCAGAAAAACUGGGUCUGCAGCGCUUGCCUCCACCAGAGAAGGUGAUGGAGAAUCUUGCUAGGAUGGCACGGGGCUAUUGCCCUGAAAAGACCCCAGUGUUAAUUGCCAAGUUGCAUAGCAUCUAUCAGCACAUGCAACAGUACCUGAGCAGCUUCCGGAAGCCACCUGCGGGCCCUGUGGUGUGGAAUGGGACUGGCUUCUUGUUGCCUGCAGAUGUGGUGCUGGCCUACCCUGAUGGCUUGGACCUUACCGCCCUGAUACCACGAGUGCCCCUGGACUUCCAACAUUACAGCCAGCUCUUUGCAGCAUGGGGAGUCCGUAAGCUGCCAAAAGAGGAGGAAUUGUGCCAGGCCCUUCACAAGUUGGCAGAUGAAAUCAAUGCCCGACCGCAAGGUGGGACGCAUGCUGAACUAUUCCUUGUGAUAGCUGCUCUGGAUUGGCUGCAUGCUCGUGGUCACCAUGGAGAAAGGGAAAUGUCAGUGCCUGUGCAGAUUCAGGGAUUGGCUGGUUUUGCUUUACGCCCUACCAGUUCGGUGUUGUAUUGCGACAUGGACCGGGCCUGUCUUGCUAAGCUGGAUGGAGACCCACCUAAGUUGGUGCAUGAAUCUGUUUCCUCUGCCACUGCUGCCUUCCUUGGUGUGGAGAUGCUGAGCACACGGCUGUCAGGCUUGGAACAGUUUGAGGCUCAGGCUUGGGGCCCUUCGGAGCCAAUCACCCUCCGAAUCCGUAACAACCUUCGUGAGUACAGCCAGGAUGCAGAUGUGUUCCUAGAACUGCUGCAGAACGCAGAGGAUGCUGGUGCCCAAAGUUGCCGCUUUCUAGUAGAUCUCCGUGAGCAUAAUGCUGCUGUUGAAGGACUCUUGGACCCUGGCAUGGCUGUCUGCCAGGGCCCAGCACUUUGGGCCCAGAAUGAUGCACUCUUCAGUGAGACGGAUUUUUCCAACAUCAUCCGACUAGGCGCAGCAACCAAGGAACACCAAGAAGGCAAGAUUGGCCGCUUUGGGCUGGGUUUCUGCACUGUCUACCACAUGACUGAUGUGCCGUCUCUUCUCAGUGGACACACUCUGCUCAUAUUUGACCCAAACAUCACCCACCUCCAGAAGCAUAUCCGUGACCCAGCCCGACCAGGCAUCCGUUUGAAUUUGACCCGAACAGUUACCACUUCAUUCCCCGAGCAAUUCCGACUAUUCAAGGGCAUCUUUGGAUAUCAAGCUGGGGAGAAUUACCAAGGCACACUCCUCCGCCUGCCCUUCCGCACUAAGCAAGAGGCAAAAGACUCUCAGAUCUGUUGUGAUUCAUUUGGACCCAGUCGAAUCAAAGCAUUGCAAACUGGUUUCCAGGAGAUGUACCAAUACCUGCUGAUCUUCCUGUGCAGCGUGCAGGAGGUGUCACUGACCCACCUCCCUGUUGGUUCCAGUUCCCCAGAAGCCACCCAGCCGCUAGCCACAGUGAGCAGGCAAGCACUUGUCGGGAUGGGUGCUUCCAGUAUUGUGCAAUUGACAGCAACAUGGAACUCGCGUGUGGUCACCAGCCAUUACCUGCUGCACUCAUGCUCAGCUCAGGGAGAAGCUCUGAAGUUGUUCAAAUGGGGAAAAGAAAAGGGUGUCCACUUCUCAUCUCCUGUUGCUAGUGUGGCCUUGCCCCUCCACCCUGCUACCACUGCUGGACGAUGGGUCCCAGAUUUAGAUGGUUUUAAGGGCCGCAUCUUCUGCUUUCUACCUCUCCCUAUUGAAUCUGGCCUCCCAUUGCAUCUUACGGCAGCCUUUGCAGUGGAGAGUAAUCGCAAAGGACUCUGGGAUGCCACGGAGAAGGGUGAGUGGAACAAAGCACUCCUACGGGAUUCAGUGCUGGGUGCUUGGCUUGGAGCACUGUUUCAUCUCCAGGACAUGUACAGAAAAGGAUUGCUGGAGGACUAUGAGUACCAUGCUUUCUGGCCUGAUGUGCACAGUGCCAAGUAUCCAUUCAGUGAAACAGUCAAGGCCUUCUACCAAGCCUUAGUCAAUGGCAUUGAUGGGGAGCAGCCAGUUUUAUUCUCUGAUGGACAGCGAUGGUGCCCAGCCCAGCAUGCCUGCAUUCUGAAUUCUGACAUUAUCUCUGAGGAGCAGCUGAGACCUAUAGCUUCCAGGGUCUUCUCUUUACUUUUGCCAGAACCGAAGAUUGCAGUGUCUGUUCCAUCGUGGGUGAAGAUGAAUUUCAAGGCAUGCCUCCAAGGGGAUGUCCUGUUGCCAAAUACCUACAAUUGGGCCCGAUUCCUCCGAGAGCUUGUUUUGCCCAAUCUUGCUCAGCUGGCAGUGCCUGAUCGUGAUGUCCUGAUUCUUCAUGCCCUGGACAUGAAUGAUGCUGGUGUGAAUAGGAUCCUGACAUCUCUUCCUUGCAUUCCCACCACUCCCAAUAAACUGCUGAAAAAUAUUAAAGAACUUGUCCACCCAAGGGGCUGUGUUGCACCUCUCUACACCCCUGAAGAUGGCCGCUUCCCCAUGGGUGCAGAUUUUCUACAGCCAGAGAGGCUGCUGUGCUUGGAGCGUCUUGGUAUGACCAAAGAUUGGGUGGAAAUGGAGGAACUGAUAGCCCGAGCCAGAACUGUGGCAGCCUUAUGGCAUCAUGACCCACUUGAGGCCAGCCAACGUGCCCGCUGUGUUUUAAAUCUGCUGAAUGUCUCCUUCCAGGAACACCCCAGUAACACUACCCAGGUCAUUUUCAGAGAUGUUCCCUUUUUGCCGGCAGUACUUCCUGCUAACCAACGCAAACUCUGCUGCCCCAGGGAGAUUUACUUCUAUAAGUUGCACCUCCUGGUGGGCUUGUCUGAACCUGUCCUGGACAAGGCAGCCCUUGGUAAAGGCGUGAAGCUCUCCAAGGAGCUAAAAGAGUUCUUGGGACUGAAUCGCCAGCCACCAUUUUCUACUGUGCUAAGGCAACUGGAGGAAGCAUCGCGCAGCUCCAACGCCUUGUCCAGAACGGAGCUGGCAAACAUGGCACAAAGCUGCUAUGACUUCCUGGAUAAAAUGGUGCAGAAGAACCCUCCAUGUAUGAAUGAGGUGUCCCAAAAAGCACGGACAUUCCCCUUUGUCUUCGUGGGUACAGGCUUUGUGUCAGCAUGCAGGGUGGCCCAUCACCUGGCCUUUAAUGCUGCUCCAUACCUCUUCCAGCUGCCUGAAGAGUACCAGCAGCAAAAGAAGUUAUGGGAGUGCAUUGGGUUGCCUGAGACUUUUAAAGUGCAGGAUUAUGCCACCGUGUUGCAAACUUUGGCCAAGAAUGCAGCUGGACAGUCUCUUUCCAAAAAACAUCUGGAUCUAGUCUUAAGGCUGAUCACUGUAGGGCUAACCGAGGCCCUGCCAGACGAUCAACAGCUGGGUUCUUAUGAAGCCCAGAGCAUCUUUUUCCCAGACAAAGAUAAUGUCCUACGUCCACUGCCCAAGCUCCUCUUUGAUGACACACCAUGGCUGCCACAUGAGAAUGGGAUGCUGCUCUGCCAUGACAGGAUCCCACGGGAAAUUGCGAUACGCUGUGGCAUCCCCACCACAAAGAACCGUGUCUUGUCACGCCAGCGGAUUCAGGGUCUGUCUUUCUGGGCCACAGAUUUUGGACCCAAAGAGGAACUCUGCACCCGUCUGGCCAACAUCCUCCGUGACUAUUCCUCUUCACAGGAUGUGCUAAAGGAGUUGCUGCAGAAUGCAGACGAUGCUGGUGCAAAUGUUGUCCACUUUGUCUGGGAUCAGCGUCAACACCCGACCGAUCGCACCUUCAGCAAAGAGUGGAAUGAACUUCAAGGCCCAGCACUUUGCAUCUAUAAUGACCAGACCUUCCAGAUGUGUGACAUUAAAGGGAUCCAGACCUUAGGCUCUGGUGGCAAAGGUGGAAGGAGGGAUGCUAUUGGCAAAUAUGGGCUAGGUUUCAGUACAGUUUAUCACUUGACUGACUGCCCUGCCUUUGUGACGGGGGACAGUGCUCUGUGUAUCUUCGAUCCCAUGUUGUGCUAUCUCCCUGAUUCUGAUGAGAUCUCACCUGGUGGAAUGUACAGUCUCGCUAAAGAUGUCAAAGACACCAUCAGGGAUGUUUAUAAUGCUUUUUUACCUGAUGUGUUUAACUUGGAAACAGGCACGCUUUUCCGGUUACCCCUACGUACUCCUGCUGGUGCAGCCUCGUCCCGUAUCUGCCAGAGGUCUGUGUCUGAGGAAGACAUGGAAAAAAUCGUGUUGGCUCUGAAGGAAGAAGCUGACUGCCUUGUGAUGUUCCUCAAUCAUGUUCGCUGUCUGGUCUUCUCAAUCAUAAGUGAGAAGGGAGGGGCACCAAGGGAAGUGCUACGAAUAGUGACUGAAGGUGGUGAGCGUGAAAGGCUGGAAUACCAGAAGUCUCUUCAACAGGCAGCUACAGCCUGUGGCAUAGAAGUGGGGAGGCCAGUAAGAAUCUUCUACCGAAUGAAGGUGAACAGUAGCACCUCCAAGGCUCCCAGCAACUGGCUAGUCGGCAGGCAGAUUGGGGUGGAGAGCACAGAUACCAUGCAAAGCAUGCAGUUGCCCUAUGGUGGUGUGGCUGCUUGUCUUGAUGGGCGACCAUGUGGCAGGGGAUUCUGCACGCUGCCACUUCCGGAAGAAACAGGCCUGCCCAUCCACAUCAAUGGGAACUUCGCUGUGGACUCGGCUCGCCAUGGCUUGAGGAAGGAUGGUGGCAAAGGCAGCGCCAGUAUGUCAUGGAAUAGCUUGCUGCUGCGGUUUGUCGUGGCCCCAUUGUAUUGUCAUCUGCUUGAUGAGCUGCGCCGGGCACUGGGGGACGCACCACUGCAGUUCUGCACAUUGAGGACAUGCCAGACACAGCUAGAUUCAAACUAUUUGCAGUAUUUCCCAUUAGUGACCGAGGAUGUCCCCCAACUAUGGCAAUGGCUGGUGACCUGUGUGUAUGAACUGGCGUACACCAAGCAGCUUCCCUUGGUGCCUGUGUACCGGAAGCAGAUUAAUUACUUGCAUACACAUAGGAUGGAAACAGUGAGUGUGUGCUGGAGUGCACCCAAACUGGGCCACACAACCAGUGAUCCCUAUUUUCUGCAGUCAGAGAUAACUGGGGUCCUUGAGCUUACUCUCCAGAAUCUGGGCAUGAACUUAGUCCCUGCUUUCCAACAUCUGCAGGAGCUCCACAAUCAUUUUGUUAAGGCAGGGGUAGAUGUCCUAAUCCUAGAUUCUCCAUCCCUCUGCUGCUUCCUCGGGGACCUGCCCGACUUCUGCUUGCCAUACCCGCUUCAUCAGACACCUGUGAAGGAUCGUUGUAGUUGCUCUGCGCUCCUGAACUUCUGCCUCGGUGGGCUUCUUUCUGAGGACCCAAGCUGCCUAGAAGGUCUCCCUUUACUGGUGACCAGGGAUGACAUGCUGAGGUGCUUCACUCGGCAACAGCCUGCAUACCACAGCGAUGCUCAUCAUCUUUUCCCAUACCAUCAGGACUGUUUCUCUGCCUGCCUAAUUUAUGCAGAGGUGAGGCAGCUGUUAGUAAAGAUGGGGUUUCUAAAGGAUUUUACACUCUAUGAUUCUGUGGCCUACAUCCAGGAGAUGCUGUCUUUGGACGACUGGGUCAGUAGUGAUGAACGCAAGAAGUGGCUCAGUGAAGUAUGGGUGUUCUUUGAGAACCAGAUCUGCAAGACUAAGGAUAAGGACACGAUGGACAAGAUGUUUGCAGAGCUAGUUUCACUCUUCAAAGACUCUGCUAUCCUUCCUGUGUGCGGCUGCCCUAAUUCUUUGGCCCCCCUGCAAUCCCUCAACACAAUUAUGCCAGGUUCAUCAGGCCCAGUGACUGAAAUUCUCUGCAAGCUGGGCUUUGCCAAGCUAGACUCCUCUCUUUUGCCUCCAAGGCUCGCAACAUAUUGCAUCCAGCCACGUUUGUUGCAGGUGGAGAAGCCUGCUGUAGUGCUGGAACAACUGGCUGCCCAUCGGAGCCUGUGUUGGGACAAGCUUAAUAAGUGGCAGAUUAUCACACUCUUCAGGUUCCUAACCAGCCAUGUGGAGGAGCUGAAGAGGGACAGUGGGUUACUACGCAAGCUGAAAGCCUUGCCUGUGUUUGAAACGCACCAAGGGAAGCAUGUGGCACUGACUUCGUACAAGAAUGUCUACCUCCUGAAGUGCAAGUUUCCAAAGGAGUCUGAGAACUUCAAGGAGCUUUAUGAGACUGAUGAGAGGACUGUCCUGCUGAGGGACAGACACCUGAACCAGAAUCUCAGUAAGAGCUUGAACAUUGGUGUAAUGAAUGAUUUGCAACAGUUCAUACAGCACCUUUUGCCUCUGCUGCCCUGUCUCCCCGAGGCUCGUGUACUGGAGGCUUUGAAAUUACUCCUCACCAUCAAGGCGCAUUAUCUUACCGAGUAUGAGGCUGUGAAAGAGAUGGUGGUGUCCACAUUCCAGUCUUUUGCCUUCAUCCGGGACAAGCAAGGUGUCCUGCGUCGUGUGUCCUACUUCUAUGAUGAACAUAGGCCGUUUUUUCAGGAGUUGAGGUUGGAUUCUCAGUUUGUGCCAGGCAAAUUCUAUGACUCGGUGUGGUCAGAGAAUAAAGGGGAGGUGAAAUCAUUCUUAUGUGAUGUGGGCCUGCAACAGGAGAUCUCAGAUGAAGAUUUUCUGGUGUAUGCUGCUGAAAUUGCGAAAGAGACAUCAAGGGAUGGCGCAUCGAAGGAUGAUGCAAGUGAUCUCUGUAAAAGAAGGAGAGCACUCUUGGGAUACCUGCUUUCCAAGUCAAGUGAAACCCUCUCGAAUGCCUUCCUGGAAAAAGUGUCCAAAAUCCAUUUCCUAUUGCCACAGAAGAUCCCCAAGGAUCUAUGUUGUCUUCAGUUGCCAUAUGUCCCGUGCAAUGUUCCUGUGGCACUCCAAGGUUCUUUGUUAACUCGUAAAGUAGAACUGUCAUGGACUUCAGCAGUUAUUCUUCCUUACAUUACACAUGUUGGAGAACAGGAAAAAGCCAUCCUAACCCAACUGGGAGUGCUGUGCGCCUUGCCAGCCCACUUGGUCUUGAAGAAUCUAAGCAAUGUAUGCCAGGCACCAUGCAAAACUCAUGAAGCCAGGAAAACUCGGGGGCGAGUCCUAAAGUCGAUUUAUGACUACUUGUCAAAACAGGAAAAGUUAGAGACUGGCUGCUUAAAGGGACUCCCUGUGGUACUAGUGGAUGAUGAUGAGAUAGCAGAGGCCCAAAAUGUGGUGGUCUCCUUAAAAUGCCCAAAUGACUUCCGGCCAUACCUUUACAAGCUGCUCCCAAAGCUAGCUGUCUAUAUGGAUGUCCUGGAGAAAUUGGGAGUAGAAGAUGAACCAAGCAUCCAUCACUAUGCCAGCGUUCUGGCCAGGAUACAUGGGGACACUACAGGGCGGGUCAAACUGCAUCCCAACCUCACCAGAGCAGUGUUCAAGGCCACUCAGUUCCUCUUCCAGCUCCUCGAUAAAGCACAGGAGCCAGUGGAUUUCUCAGAGCUGAAAGAACUGUACCUGCCUGGCAUUGAUGGCAAACUAUAUCCAUCAAACACCCUAGUCUUCAGUAUGUACACAUCUGGCCAAGAACCCCAAGCCUUGCAGAGCAAAUUUCGGUUUCUGAUAGAUCUGUCAUUAUGCUCCUUGCCCCCAAACGAGACGCUUCGGCUUCUGUGUCUGCUGCCUGAAGCCUUGCGCCCCAAGAAUUUCUCAGACAUCACUGCAGAACAUCUGGAAAAGUCCUCCCUGAAAUUCUGUGCCUAUGGGGAACACUGUGAGUCCCAGAACAGGGUAAAAGAGCUUCUCGUGUCUUCCGAAUUCCAGUAUGCCCUGGUUGCACUGCUUAAACAGCAGGGCAGAACAAAGGCAGAAGAAAUGGAACGCUUGUUCGAAGGACUCUUCUCACCAGAGCGGCUAGAAGUGGUUUGUUGUGAAAAAGUCUGUACAGUUAGGAUGCACAACUCAGAGAGCUUGGAGGGAACUCAACAUGUCAAGAUAGUGUAUGUUGCAACAACGCCAGAUGGCAAGUGGCAGAUUUACCUUGAACAUCAGGACAGCAUGGAUCUACAACAGGCUGUGCAGUUCUCUGGCAUCUUAGCCACAGAAGUUAAUAAGCUUUCUGAAGAAAAACUUAAUCAGCCUGCCAUGAUGGUUUUUAUGCAGAUUUUGGUUUGCCAAGGGCCUCAGAAAAUUGCUGAAGUGCUAAAGAAGAAUGAUGUGCCCCUGCACCAGCCCACAAACCUAAACGCUUAUGCCCUGCCUCCUCCUGGAGAGGAAGUCCCUGAGGAAUGGUAUGACAGCCUGGACAUGAGCAUCCUCCAUACAUUUCGGCCAGGAGAUUAUGUGGGUUACCUGGACUCUUCCCAGCCCGGAGAGCGUUACCUCUACGCCAUAGUCCUGGAAGCACUUAGGCCACAGCAGAGUGGUGCUGGCCAAGUACAGGCAUAUCUUGUUAACCUGGGAGGAGGGCGGCAUGCAGAAGUCAGUGCCCAUGACCUUUACCACUUCCGGAGGAACAACUUGCUGUCUGAUCUGAGUAAAGCUGUGGUCCUGGCAGAAAGUUCUCCAGGUGCUAGCAACACUGCACGCACAGAUUGGUACCACAAGCCACUGAGUGAAGCGAAGAAGGAAGUGGAUGCCUGCCUACCUGAAAUUUGGACCCUGUCAGGGGAAGAGAGGAGGAAGGCUCUAAGAAGACUCUAUUUGUGCUACCACCCAGAUAAAAACCUAGGUCAAGAGGAUUCUGCCAAUGAAAUCUUCAAAUAUCUUAAAGAGAAGAUCAAGGAGAUGGAGAACAAUGGAAAGCUCAGUGACUAUAGAGGGAGACCUAAAAGCAGAAGUUCCUAUCACAGGAACUUCUCUCCGUUUUGGGAUGAAUGGGAUCAGCAAGCUCGUCAGCAUCAACAGAGGCGUAAAGAAUUCAGCAGCCGAGGAGGAGGAGGUGGAGGAGGGCACUGCAACUACAACUUCUGGUCAUUCCAUAAGAGUGGAUCAAACUAUUCAAGGUAUCAGUCAAACCGUCACUUCUUAGAGGAGGCCAGCCGCUGGCUAAGGCAAGCCAAGUGUGAUCUGAAAGCUGCAGCCAGUAAUGCAGGGACUGGCAGCACUGAAUGGCUACUUUACAAGACUUACCGGGCAGUCGAGAAAGCUCUGAUAGCAGCUGAAUACUACCAAGGAGGACGCUUUGACAAGAACCUGACUGUUGCAAUGCUGGCUGCUAAGGUAGCAGCCUAUGGACAGGAAUUGGAAAAACUUCCUGAUCAGAUUGAUGAGCUCCGGCAGCAUGGCAUGGAUGACAAGACAACACAGUAUCCCUGCUAUCACAAUUUGCCCACCAUUCCCAAUGAGGCUUUCCUUGCAUGUAAGGAACAGGAUGUGCUGCUGUUAGCUGGGGACAUCCUCAACACAGUGAAGAGGUGGAUUGGCCUGGAAUAAGAGAGCUAAGGGUUUUUGUUUAAAGCCCUGGGUAGACAACUUUUAUAUGUAAAUAUAGCAAUAUUUGUAGCUAAAACUUUUGGGAUCAAGCAUUUUAAAAUGGAAAGGGGCCCCGUUUGGAAAAUUGAUGCUGUUGCUUACAACCAAUCCUAGCCACCGCCACCACCCCCAAUCUUGUUCUAUCUGUGAAAGCUGAAUUAGAUAACCAUUUCUGAACAGGGGUUCUUUAGUUGCUUUGUUACCUGUCUUCUGAUAUUUAGUGUUAAUAAAGUUGUUGUAUUAAGAAAUAAAGAA